Orbicella faveolata is the source of this 1774-nucleotide messenger RNA. RefSeq lists its product as uncharacterized. The record is from RefSeq and is a predicted model, not a curated record. Lineage: Eukaryota; Metazoa; Cnidaria; Anthozoa; Scleractinia; Merulinidae.
AGUCAAUAAAGGUAAAAGAUAACUUUACUUCUCGGAAUUGAACUUUUGCAAAUGUUCAGUUUAGUUGUCUUAGUUCAGCCACUUUAGGCCCCUACAGUGCGGUUACCGAAGAAAAGAAAGAAAAAAUGCCCCCGAGCAGGGGGAGAGGUGUUCGAAAGACGGUGUAUUCACUUCGGGUUUCAUGCAAAAUUGCGUUAUACGUGACACCAUGACUGAAGGCGUCCGGGUGACCUGGGGCGAAUCGAAAGCGAAACUGCCUUGGCACGGCUGACUCCGGAAAUAUCGCGAUAAAGCUUAGGUCCGUGAUUCAUCGUACUCGUUGACAAAAAGACUGUGAAGUUGCACUGACGCUUUUAGCGUAGAUGGCAGACAACGGAGAACAAGGCUGUGGCGGAGUGGAUGGAGUUCGUAGUGAGAGUGAGCCGCUUAUUCCGCCGCCUUACUUGCUCUUCCGGCAAGGUCGACAGCCACAGAAUGCUGGCGGAUGGUCCGUAUGCUCUAGACUUAUUUUGCCUGUUUUCAAGGUUGUGUUCUGUUCACUUGGACUAUGGGGACAUCAAAAAUGGAACUACAUUCCGCGUGUCCUAUUUGUUAUGAGUUGUUUAACUCAAGCCGGUUACCAGAUCUCUGUUGACUGGGGCUGCCCAUACUUUGACUGCAGCUACUUCAACAAGACACAUCAUAACAAGACUGAGGAGUUCCCUAAAACAAGAAGAAUGUGCUUUACUAUGUUUUCUCUAGCAGCUUUCUUCUCAUAUUCGAUUUUCCUUGUUUGUUUAACAGCCUCCAGGAGUACAGUCUCAUCCAUGAUGUCUCCCUGCAAAUCAAUGGCGGACGUUGUUGACAGGAAAGAGAUCACCCUGUUAUUUUUUAUUUUCAUUAUCAUUAUGGCGUCGUUUUUAAGUGGAAUGGUCUUGUUGUUCAGCGUUCAGCUUAAAAGUAAUGAUAUUCAAGACAAUUUAAAGUCCGCGUACGCUGUUAUUGCAGCAGCAGUAGUAUUAACGCACUGGGCAUCUUUCAACACCUGUCACGUGUUCGCAAUCAGUUCUUUAUCUCUCGGUACUUUUGCGGAAGAUUGCGUCAGGCUCAUCCGGGACCUCGAUGACGGAAACCUCGAUGACGUCAUAAGAAUUCACGAAAAUCUGUGUACAGUUGUUUCUGAUACAGUAUCAGCUUGCAGCGUGUGGUUUGUGCUGCACUGGUUUACUUUUGGAGCAGGCAUGGUCGUAGACGUCAUAUUAAUAUCUAAGGAAAUCAUGACGGACCGGGACAGUAAUCCUACCCCAGCUGACACCCCAGCUACUUUCAAGAUCUCCCUUUAUUUAAUCUUGGUCGGUGUUCUCUAUCUCUUCACACUCCCAUGUUUCUACGCUGCCAGGAUUACAAGUAAAUGCAACGGAAUCUACGAGAGAAUCAACUGCACGACAUCUAAUGACUGGAAGGAAGGCCACACGUUCAGGGAUCGCCGUAACAUCGCUCUGUUCGUUUCCUACGCUAAGGACACGGGUUGUGGGUUCAAAGUUGGCAGGAUCACGUUUAACACUUCUUUAGCCUGGCUUUCCUUUUUCUUCGCAUUAACGGCUUUGCUAUUUCAUUUUUUCUAACCUCCGUCUUACAGGAAAAGCACUCACACAGUUUACCUCUGUUAGCUAUGUUUGACAACACGUAAGUGACGCCCUGGCUUUAACAAAACGAUCUGAUUCGAAGACUGUUUUAAUUUUUUUUUUUCCAUAAAGUUAUUUUGUUUGCCAGAAAAUUCUAAAAAUCCACCGGA